Benincasa hispida (wax gourd) is the source of this 2773-nucleotide messenger RNA. Its product is annotated as protein SHOU4-like. The record is from RefSeq and is a predicted model, not a curated record. NCBI's taxonomy places the organism in Eukaryota, Viridiplantae, Streptophyta, Magnoliopsida, Cucurbitales, Cucurbitaceae.
AAUAGGAAAAAGGAAGAAAAAAAAAAAAAAAAGAAAAGCCCUAGCCGAUCUUCUUCCUCUCCCUCUUCCUCAUAGCCGCCAGCGCCCCCACCUUGUGAGCUCAGUUCUCCUUCUCCGGUGACUCUACGAACCAAUGUCGACGACCACGUACCUCCGGCGAUUGACGCGAGCAGACACCCACGCGAACGCCCAGCUCUGUCGUCGAAGACGUUCUACAUUCAUCCACGAAUCUGACUAGUGACGUGAUCGCCACUUCGAGCGGCUGUGUCUCUUCUUCGUUCGAUAAUUCCCGCGCGUACAGCAGCUGUUCAACACGUUUCUGACGACUGUGUUUUGCAGCGGCGUUUUUGGCUUGGGGGCAAGCUUUCGACUGCUCUCUACAGUCCGAUUAGCUUUAAAUUAGUGUACCUAUAACGUUUAAGGUCCAGAUCUGCAAGUUCGGUCAUUUUCAAACACCAACCAGCUAGGUUCGGGGACUUUUUGUAAGAUUCGGCGCAUGUUUUGUCUCUGGCUCAUUAUUGUGUCUGGCUCAUGUUUUGAGCAAGAUUGAUUAAAAAAUUUUGGUCCUCAGGAGAGACUUGAGUAUUACAUCAGCUGCUGAUAUUUCUGUUGUGUUAAUUCCUGUGGAUUAUUUUGAAGAGGCAAGAUGAGUUCCAGAAUACCAUCUCAUCAGCUUAGCAAUGGCCUCUACGUAUCAGGUAGGCCUGAGCAGCCUAAGGAGAGAACCCCAACGAUGAGCUCUGUAGCUAUGCCCUAUACUGGUGGAGAUAUCAAGAAAUCAGGAGAGCUAGGGAAGAUGUUUGACAUCCCUGUGGAUGGCUCCAAGUCCAAGAAGUCAGGACCUAUAACUGGUGGCUCCUUGAGGUCUGGAUCUUUCGGAGGUGUUGCAUCUCAUUCUGGACCUAUCAUGCCAAAUGCUACAGCUCGUACCAUGUACACCACCUCAGGUUCUUUACCUUCUCAGGGCCUUUCUGGUUCUGCUUCGUUGAAAAAGUCAAAUUCUGGACCGCUGAGCAAGCAUGGGGAACCUGUAAAGUUGUCUGGUCCACAGUCUGGUGGAGUAACACCUACCGGUCGUCAAAACUCUGGGCCUCUUCCUCCUGUACUACCUGCUACAGGCCUUAUCACAUCAGGACCCAUUUCUUCAGGCCCUCUAAAUUCUUCCGGAGCUCCACGGAAGGUUUCUGGUCCUUUAGAAUCAAUGGGAUCUAUUAAAUUACAGGGUUCUGCAGCUCAUGGUCAUGCUGUAACUACUCUUACUCAUGAUGAUGAUUAUUCAUUUGCAAAGAACUUCCCAAAGAUAGUAUUAUGGUCAUUAAUUCUUCUAUUUGUGAUGGGUUUUAUUGCUGGGGGCUUUAUUCUUGGAGCCGUCCAUAAUGCGAUCCUCCUCAUUGUGGUUGUGGUUCUUUUUGCUGCUGUUUGUACACUUUUCGUUUGGAAUACUUACUGGGGUAGAAGAGCAAUUAUGGGUUUCAUUGCUCGCUAUCCAGAUUCCGAACUUAGAACUGCAAAGAAUGGACAAUUUGUGAAGGUCUCUGGGGUGGUUACCUGUGGCAACAUGCCCCUUGAGUCAUCCUUCCAAAAAGUUCCAAGAUGUGUAUAUACAUCAACCAGUUUAUAUGAGUACCGCGGAUGGAGUUCCAAAGCUGCCAAUCCUACACAUCGUCGUUUCACUUGGGGGCUCAGAUCACUAGAAAGACAUGUGGUUGACUUCUACAUCUCUGAUUUUCAAUCUGGUUUAAGAGCAUUGGUAAAGACUGGUUAUGGAGCCAGAGUGACUCCUUAUGUUGAUGAUCCAAUUGUUAUUGAUGUUAAUCCAGUAAAGGAAGAGUUAUCUCCCAACUUCGUCAGGUGGUUAGGGGAACGAAAUCUUUCAAGUGAUGAUCAACUAAUGCAUUUAAGAGAAGGAUAUAUCAAGGAAGGAAGCACGGUUAGUGUAAUGGGAGUUGUUCAGAGAAACGAAAAUGUGCUAAUGAUUGUCCCUCCGCCUGAUCCAAUCGCGAGUGGUUGUGAAUGGAGCAAGUGUAUUUUUCCAGCUAGUAUUGAAGGUAUUGUUUUGCAAUGUGAAGACACGUCAAAGAACGAUGUGAUACCUGUUUAGCAUCAUGAAUUCGCAACUCACGUAAGAUCUUCUUUCCUCAUUUAGUAUUUGGCUUCGGUUGUAGGUAGUAGGUAGGUAGGUUAGGACUGAUGAAUUGACAAAGAUUGCGGAUGGUUUGAGAGGGAUGGGGCGGUGUUGUUUUUAGUUUUGAUGUAUAGUUUUUCGAGAGUUUCUUUUCCAUGUUUUUGGUGUGAAGAGAAAGGGCAUGAGAAGGCUUCUUGUAAUAGGGAAUGAGGUUUGGUGCUGUGGAGAAUUCAAACUAGUUUAAAGCAGAUCGACUUAUGUUAAAUAGAAUGAAAGUGAAAGUGUACUCCCACAACCAAGUUGGCGUGGAUCCAAGGUCAUUCUGGCAACAUUUUCGAUUGUAGUAUAUCCACUCUACAUGGAAUAGAGUUGACCGAACAAGGGGUCCCACUUGGAGAUUCAGUCGAACUACUAUACCUUGCACGAUUCGAGUGGUCCGAUGUCUUCUUUUAUUUAAGAUCGAUCUUCCUUCCCCCUUACCUUUAGAGCUAAUAGGGCAACAAGCAUUUCUAUUGUAAUCUCUUACUUUGGAACAUCUUGUUGCCAAUACCAGCAACAAAGCACAACCUUAUUUGAAUAGGAUCUGUUCUAUAGAUUGGUCAACUUUAUCCUUGAGCUCUAAGGAGACAAGCUAGACCUUUGUUUGCA